Molecule: messenger RNA, 882 nt
Organism: Diversispora eburnea
Lineage: Eukaryota; Fungi; Glomeromycota; Glomeromycetes; Diversisporales; Diversisporaceae
Source: the annotation of a GenBank genome assembly
AUGUCCAAAAUGGUUGUAUACUCAUUAAUCAAACAAAGUAGUAUGAGAUUUAAUCAAUUACGAAAUUUAAAAACUGCUAGACGUUUUUUUGAUCCUAAAAAUGAUGUCGCUUUCAAAAAGAUUUUUGGUGUGGAAAGUAAUAAACCACUUUUAUUAAGCUUAUUAAACUUAACAUUAAGACGAAAGGAUGAUGAUAUGAUUGAAGAUGUUAAUUUAUUGCCUCAAGAGAAAAUUCCUCAAUUUAAAAAAUCUAUUUUAGAUGUUGUUUGCUGUGAUAAAAAAGGACGUCGUUACAUUGUUGAAAUACAAAAUAAAAGACUCAGCUCAUUCAUUCAAAGACUAGAAUAUUGUGCCUCACGUACUUAUUCUGAACAACUUUUUCAAGGUGCAGAUUACUUAGAACUUAAGCCAGUAAUUCUGCUUACUAUUGUGAAUCAUAAUAUUUUUCCUAAUUCAGUUCAAUAUAUUAGUUAUCAUACCAAUCGUGAAGAGGAGGAAAUAAAUAAAUGUUUUUUACCAAAUAUUUCAUACAUAUUUAUUGAACUUCCAAAAUUUGAUAAAUGCAGAGAACAACUCAAAACUUCUGAAGAUUAUUGGAUACAUUUAUUAAAGGAAGCUUCCAAUGAAACGAAACCUCCAAAAGAAGUACCUGACGAAAUUCAAAAAGCUUAUGAUAUUCUUGAACAAUAUAAUUGGACCGAGGUGGAACGUAUCAGCUAUGAAAAGACCAGGAUGGCAAUUUUAGAUGAUGAAGAUGCAAUAAGAACGGCUGUAGGUGAAGCUGUAAGUGAGAUUGCAAAGAAGCUUUUGAAAGAAGGUGUAUCUCAUGAAAUUAUUUCGAAAGUUUCAGAUUUAUCAACUUCAAGAGUUGGACAAAAAUAA